AAUCCUUGCUGCUUCCUCCUCUUGUCCUCCUCCUUCAGCUUCAGCUUCAGCCUUUAUCGAUUUAUCAGCUGCUCCGAGUACUGUGUCCCCGGCAGAGUCUUGUGGUGCUCUCAUUGUACAUCGUCGCAGAGUUCGGUGACCUACUACAAGCCGUUCAUGGUACUACAGCUGUCUGGCAGUUGAUCACAGCGAGCCUCAUGAUCAGUCUAGGCGCACGAACUCUGUACUGACAUCCAGCAGUCCAGCACAAAUCUGGCUACGCAAGGACCUGAACUGUACUGAUUUUGAUCGCCACCCACGAUUCAUAACGCCAACGUGUAACGCCUCGCGCGCGCAAGUUUCCUUUGUUGGAGACGGUAACCUUCUCCAGCUCCUCCCUGUGGCACGGUACCAUCCCUCAUCAACAAUCGACAAAAAUUGCUGGUCUAGCUCGCAUCUACCCAAAGAGACACCUAUGGAAGUUGCUCUAGCCCAUGUCGAGUACAACCACGACAUUAGAGUGCAAUUUCACAUCGACAACCUCGAGGAAUUCUUUGCUCAGAGAGGAUACCCAGUAGCGCAGCCCUACGUCACAGCUACGUUUGGACCGGGCUGGCGUAUCGAGUGCUGGCCUUCACAAAGCGAUGGCCAGGACUGUACCAUUUCUUGUCGCCUCGACGUAGGACCACGCGGAUAUCCGCGGCCCAUUUCAUGCUCCUUCAUUGGCGAGUCAAUGCCAGGUGGCCACCGAUACUUUGAACAUACCGCGACGUAUAUGUUCCACCCGCCGGAUAAGUACUCUAGUAGGGUGUCUGGUGGUCGGCCUAAAUCCCUCUUGAAGACGCAGCACUGGAACUACCGUUUCCGUCAUCUGCGACAGGAGAACGGGCUCGUCAUCACAGCCACUAUCCGCGCGCGAGCCGGUCAUGCCUUCUCCGAUGGCUGCGAAGGCUUUGGGGUGUUGCACGACCUGAUAACUGGAGGUCAGCCGGAUAAAAUCAAGUUCAUUGUCUUUGCGGGCCGGAAUGCCACUGGAGUCGGACGACUUGUGAGACCACGUACACUGUUAUUCGACAAACACGCCUUACAGGUGAAGUGUCCUCGCCUUGAACAAUGGUUGGAUGAUGCCUCUGAUGCCCCGGCGCUCUGUCAGUGGGAGGUGUUCAGUGGACACAAGGGCGUUCCCAGUGCAUUUGUUAGCGGGGCAUCGAGCUAUCAACCUGCGGCUCAUCCCGACCUCGAUGGUGACAGUGACUUCGAAGAUGUAGGCGAAGAAGGCGUGGCAGGUAUUAUUCCCGGACAACUGCAGACGCGACCUACCGCCAUUAUCAGCGAUGUCGCCGCCUCUACAUGGGAAGCGUUUCUGUUUUAUCUAUACACUGGCGUCGUGGUCUUCGCGCCUUUGGCAAGCAACGGUGAAGAUGCACGAAAGCACUUCAUAGCGAAUUACCAGGUCGGCAACCCGCAACGCCCCGCACCAUGCUCUUGCAGGUCGAUGUACCGCCUCGCACACAGACUUGACAUGGCGGAUCUCAAGAAUAUGGCGUUCGAGGAACUGAAGUCCCAGCUAUCGAAAGACAAUGUUAUCAAAGAGAUCUUUUCCCAAUUCACUUCGCAGCAUGAGCAAGUGAAAGACAUGGAAUUGCAGUUGCUGAAACGAUACUGGGACGAACUCAAGGGGUCAGAUCAAGUGUCAGAGAUGAUGAUGAAGGUCGUCAGUGGUAAACAUCCUCAUGCUGCGUCUAUUAUGAUGGAGAUCUGGCAGAGUGUCACUGUGAUACCCACAUGAGAUGGGCGAAUUGGGUCAAUCUAGGAACGAUUUGUUCUCUCGUGAUCAAGUUAUUGAUACCUACCUUUCAGAGUUUCAUGUUUGAAGGUCGUUUGUCUGUUCAAAUCAUAGAUCAUUAUGUAUUUUGUUAGCCAUUGCAACCAUGGUAGUCCCGUCCGGCGUCCUCGAACGAUGUUGGUAGUGACGUGACUAGCACGUGCAUUCAGAACAC
This is a messenger RNA of Fomitopsis serialis, 1979 nucleotides long. RefSeq lists its product as uncharacterized. The transcript has 5 exons. Bases 455 to 1768 code for a protein of 437 amino acids. Lineage: Eukaryota; Fungi; Basidiomycota; Agaricomycetes; Polyporales; Fomitopsidaceae. The record is from RefSeq and is a predicted model, not a curated record.